Messenger RNA from Lactuca saligna, 1095 nucleotides. Lineage: Eukaryota; Viridiplantae; Streptophyta; Magnoliopsida; Asterales; Asteraceae. The record is from the annotation of a GenBank genome assembly.
AUGCAACUAAGGGGGGAAACCAAAUCCCCAAAAAAUUCAACCAAUCGCCAACCGCUGCUUGCAGGACUUGGCCGUUGUCAGUUUUCCGAUUCCUCCGACGAUUAUGCCAAGAGAAACUACGCCAACAAUGUGUCUGAAUACAAUACCAUCGUUGGAUCUCUCACUUCUCAAAGAAGGUUGAAGGAGCCAUGGAACACUGGUACAUCUACUAUUCUUGUUAUAAUGGCACAGACCAGGGAACCAUUUAUGGACAAAAUUGUACAGAAGAAAAAACAGCGUUUAUUUCACAAGCGCAUUGAAUUUUUCUACAAUCGUCAACCUGAUGUUAGAAUCUACCGACAAAGAGAAUUUGAAAGAAGUCGAUUCUGGUUUCAACCGGAGAUUGCAGCAGCAGAUGAGAAGUUUGCUGGAAUGAUUAUUAUUAUUUUGUAUCAAAAAGGUUGUUUAUAUUGUAGCCAUGUUUCAGAUUUUGGCUGUUUUUGCUGGACCAAGUGUGAGUUGAGAAGUAUUGUGUCCAAACAAGUAGGUCCCACUGAGCAGGCACAAGGGUGCAUUACAUGCCUAUGUUCUUUUGCCAGUAUUGUUUCACCACUAAUUUUCAACCCUCUAACAGCUUUAUUCUUAUUUGACAAUGCUCCAUUUGAGUUUCCUAGUUUUAUUCUUGUUUGUGCUUCAUUUGCUGUGUUCCCAAUUCAUUUAGAUCAAUAUGAUAGAAAAGAGCAAUUAAAGAAAAGUGGGCUUGCAAAGGCUAUUAUGUUCUUGUCAAAAUCUGAUGAAGAGACCACAUCCAAUAGAAAGCUUGCUAAAGCUUUGGUUGACAAAGGGGUAAAAAGUUUCAAGUUUCAUGGGGCAUUCCCUGUUCUAUUGGAGAUGGGUGUACUUCCCGCUUGCAGCUUGGAGAGCAUGUCCUCUCUUGACAUGGAGGGGUUGUGUGCACUUGGGGAUGGACAUAUUUUGAACUUUUUACUCAACACAAGCACAUGGGAAUUAACAGAUAGGAAAAAGGUGUCACUUAGAAAAGAAUUAAGAAUGUUGUCACAUGCUGCAAGAGAUGUUGGACCCAUUAGAGAAGCUAAGAACAAAUUGGAGAAGUGA